CUGCUACUAUUCUCGCUCUCAUUCAAACUGCGUAAACGGAGCUGGUGAGACACGGACACUCGCGCCGUCUAGUGUGUCAUCGUUUCCUGACGUUCAUUCACGGUGUAACAAGUCCGUCUCCAACGGGAAGUGACUCACCCGCCCCCGUGUCCCAGCCACAGCCGCUGGGUGACGACGUAAGACAAAAGCCCGGAUGAGAGUCGGAUAGUCACUGCGGACAGGACAGUCUCUUUCCCACGUUGGUGUUUACAGGGAGCGGACACAGUGUUUGGUGUUGAAGUGGGACUCGAAACUCAACCCAGGGAGGUUUUACCCAGUCAAAGCUGACAGACAUCUCAACACGGACAGGAAGACCUUUGUGUCUCUCCUUCCUAUUGUAUCCGCGCUAGCUCACUGACAGCGUCGAGACAUUACUCUCUGCUACACAACAUUUCAAGAUGAAACAUCUCCGAUGCCUUAGCGGUGCCAACAAGCAGUGGGUACCCGAACAGGAGGCCGAGCCAGGUACGGAGGUGUUGGCCGGGGACCUGUACCUGGUCAGUCCGGGGGGCACAUGCAAGAAGCGCGCCUCCCGCUACCCGGUCAGCGUCAAGGUGUACCGGUCAUGCUUCGGUCACUACGCGGUGCUCAGCACCAGUCUGCGUGCACCCGCCACCUACCUCAACCUGCGCACGUGCAACGCACGCCAGUGCCUUCCACCCGCGGACUCCACGGACUCGAGGGUCGGCCGGUUCCGGGUGGAGCUGGGUGGCGGUGAGGGGCAGGUCAUCUACUUCGAGACCAACCCGCGAGAACAGCGCGUGACCCCCGAGGAGUGGGUCAAGGCCUUCCAAGGCACCGUGACCCCUUCCCCUGGAACAAUCUCCCCCUCCUUGUCCCCUGUCAUCCCCCGAAGUCCCAUCAUGCCCACGCUGCAGGAGUCCCUGGAGGAGGACGAGGAAGAAGAGGAGUUGGAACACAUGCAGGGGCACGUUCUGUCUGUAGGUUGAAGACUUUGGGAGUUAAUCAACCUCAGAGGUACUGAGGCAAGUUCGUACAAGUCUUGGUGACCCUUCGGGUUAGUAGCAAACAUUUUCCACGACAGCAAAAUGGCACUCCUGUGACCUUUUGGUGGGAUUUUGUCCUUACCCCUUGUCACGACUGAGCCUAAUGGUGAAGGGAGAGUGGCAUAGCUAUCAUUUUCACCGACGGAAAUGCCGACAUCCUUGUCCCUUGUCCGUGGGCGACAUUUUUCUCCGGUCCAGGCGUAUGGUGGUUUGUGGCACGCUGUGACUUUACUGUCAGAUGGUGAAUAUCGGAGACACUAACUGGUGAAGUUGUGCCAAAAAGGAGAGAAAGAAGUCUCAGAUUCCUUAGAACCUUCAGUACAUAUAAUUUAAAAAGUAUAUUUACAUCUUGGCCAUAUCACGUGAUAGUGAUGUCCUUCACUUUGUGUUGUACGGCGUUGCGGCAAUAGAGUGGAAGUUUAAUUAGUGAAUUUUAAUUGUUUGAUGUUGACUGAGCACGGACAAUGAUCAGCGACUUGUCAUCAUGCAGUGCAUGUCUGGUCACAUUUCGCCAGUCGUUACUUACUCAUCAACAAUGAUCAUGAUGGUGUGAAUCAGCGCGAGCAUGUGUGAGGAUAGAGAAGCUUAACAAUUGAUCUCCAUUUCCGUUUUUACUUAUAGUGAUCACGUUUACUCAACUCUGAUACUAAAUACUAACCUUAAUACGAUAUCUCUCUCACACUCUCACGUGCAUACUGUCUCAUACACACACGCUCUCUCACACACAUUCUUAGACACACCCUCACACACAUACACAGACACCACACUCUAAAAGAAACUCUCUCACACGCACACACUCUCACAUACACACAAGUCAUUCAACUUUAAUGUGAAGAAGAUGCACGGUGUGUAUUUUCUAAGCUUGGGAGCAAUGACUCUUGUUUAUCAUUAACCCCCUGCCAUCUUGUAGUGUGCAAUAAUGAGAACCCUUUUCGUUUUUCAUUUGUUGGAAAUGGUUUUUUAAUUUAACAUUUGCAGCCUGUUUGGUUGUUAUUACUAGUUUCUUACUGUUUGCUGCCAAGAAAGGCAGGUUUGUUUUUAGUUGUUUUUUUUUUUUAAUUUUAUAAUUAUACCCGGCAGACUGAAUAAACGGGAUAACAAAUAUGAA
Molecule: messenger RNA, 2154 nt
Organism: Pomacea canaliculata
Lineage: Eukaryota; Metazoa; Mollusca; Gastropoda; Architaenioglossa; Ampullariidae
Exons: 2
Coding region: 438-989 (183 amino acids)
Source: RefSeq, a predicted model, not a curated record